AUGAGACUGUUUUCAACAUUUUUAAUAGGGGCGGCUAUCGCUAGCCGUUCCACCCGCAACUCUUGGAAGAAACUCGAGCGAGAGGGGACUUCUAAGUAUGACGAGCUCAAGAAAGUCACUUCAAAGAGCGACCACGGCGAAGAGAUCACCGAGAUCGAGAGACAAUGGGAGGUCAGCCUCAAGGAAGGUCACCAGCAGGUUGAUAUCUUUGUUGGGCGAACCUCCCUUAUUGACCGAAACCCCGGACAAUGCUCGCUCCACUGGAAUCUCUGCCCAAAUCAUUGUACCCUUGAUCAUGAGCUUCCCGAUAAGUUCACGAAAAUUCGCGGUAACAUCAUGGCCGAGCACAAAAACUACCAAGAUCGAGUCAGUGCGGCACGAGACGAAAUCGUCGAGGAUCUCAAGGGCAAGAUGGAUGAGUUCAACGGCUUGAUGACCGACAUCUCAAAGAACAGGAAUGAGCUUGAGGCUCAAGAAAGUCGCUUUCUCGCUACACUCCAGCAGGAUUACCAGCGAGUUCAAAGCGUCAACGACCGCCUCAUGGCCCUCCGAGAUAACGCCCGAGAGGACAAGCAAGGAUACAUGGAGCUCAAUAAGCGUGCCAGUGAUGCCUACGACUCUUGCUACGACCAAGCGCCUUGCUUCGGAACUCAGCGAUGCCGAUUCGGUGUCCCAUCUGGCUCCUCUUGCGCUGAUAUCGUCGAAGAUCUCACCGAAGAGACUGGCUACCAAUCUGAGCUUCGAGUUUCUUCAGGUGUAUACAUGGUCAACACGAAUGCUGGUGCCAAGCCCGUUCAAUGCGAGUUCAGCUCUUCUGGAAACGCCUGGACUGUCUUCCACCACUACGAAAACAGAACUUACUCAGCAGGCAACUGGAAGAACGGAUUUGGUGCAGCUGCCAGCUUCGGUGAUGCCGCUUGCGGACCAGCCAAUUACUGGGCCGGUGAUGAUUUCAUCGACGCCGUUCUGGACAACUCUGACAAGCUCCUCGCGCAGACGGAUAACGACGUUUCCGUCUUUAACAUCAGGUCUUCCCGAGGUCAGUAUCAGGCAUCUAACGGCUCUCCAAUGUGCGAUGGUGGAUCGACUCUUGAUGCCAAUGCCGUCUCCAAUGUUCUGAACAACCAUCGUGGAUAUGAACAGUUUACUCGACUCGCUGUCGGCCAACUGAAAGAAAAGAACGACCAUCCUAAAUGCCUCGCUGUUGGCGAUUACGGUGCAUACGGUGGUGGACCAGUAUACGAAGGUGGUGACUACGGCUCAUACGGAGGCAAGGACUACUACGGAUAA
Oikopleura dioica is the source of this 1290-nucleotide messenger RNA. The record is from the annotation of a GenBank genome assembly. Lineage: Eukaryota; Metazoa; Chordata; Appendicularia; Copelata; Oikopleuridae.